AUGGCGGGGUACCUGACGUUCUGCCACAACGAGGACGAGAGGGAGUACAGCGAGGAGGUCGGGGGCGCGCACGGUCUGGCGCGGAGGAAGCGGGAUUCAGAUUUGUACCGGAGCCCGUUCCUCAACCUCGGGCAGGCGAAUGUGGAGGAACUAGCGGAGCUGGAGCUGCUGGAGCUUCCGCGGAUGUCGCGUUUCGAGGUCGAGCUUUAUCUGAGGGCGAAGGAGUUCCAGGCGAUGAACCCGCCACUCGUCAAGGCGUUUGGAACUUACAUGUGCCCGGAGGACCGGCAAUGCGUGAGGGACCGGGGCAUCCAGGCUUACUACCUAUUGCCGUCAAUCAACGACAACGUCGACCGGCGGGGGAACUUCCUACCGAGCUUCUUGGUCCAGGACAAGCUCAACGUCACGUUCACCAAGUACAACAAAUCCUCCUCGACCAUCAUGAACUACCCGCUCCCGCACAACAAGCGCGACGCCGUCUACUUCGAAGUCAAGGUGUAUAAGUUCAGGAACUACUUGGCGUCCAACUCGAUCUUUAGUAUUGGGCUAGUGACAUGUCCGUACCCCUACUUCGUCAUGCCGGGCAUGUGCCAGUACUCCAUUGCGUACGAAUCGACCGGCAAGUUACGUAUCAAUAACUCCUUUUAUGCUUCCACAUUGUUGCCCAAGUUGCAGGAAGGGGACGUUGUCGGUUUGGGAUACCGCUACCGCACGGGAACCGUAUUCAUUACACACAACGGGAAGAAGAUGAUGGACUUAACACACAAUAUCGGGAUCGACUUGUUCGUCGGUAUCGGCGCGAUGAACGCCGCAUACACCCGCACCUACACCAAGGAGGGGUUGCUUGACGACAUAGACAAUGUCGAGCUUCGGAAACAGAUUCAGGACCUGGAGGCGGACCAGAAGCGGGACAUCACAGAGGUCAUGAACGAGCAGUUGCUUCGGCCGCAUGACCCGCGGACCAGACACAUUAACUCUGAUGAAAUCGAGUUGCAGGUCAACUUGGGGGGCGUCGGGUUUGUCUUCGUGGAGGCAAACGUGAAGAAAUAUGCAUUUGGAAGUCUCUACGGCGAAAUCGGCAUUCCGCCAGCAUACAAUGGCGACGAAACCAAGACCGACGUUAUUCUACAGAAGGGCGACGACUUGCCCCCGAAGUACCCCGAGGACGAGCUCAACUUCUUCGGCAACAUCAAGGUCAAUCUCGGUAACGGAUCUUCCACUGAGUCCACCAGCAUGUACAACCGCCAGGGGUCUUCCGGCAGUGUCGCCCCUCCCCCCGCCACUGAGCGCCCUCGCAGCCUGCAGAAUGUGCCCUACGCCCUCCAGGGCCUGCUCGACGACAUCGAAGAACGCAGCGUCUACGAGCCCCUUCUCCCCAAGGGGCCCCGUCCCGCAAAGAGCGGCCACAAGCGCAAGAAACGGAAGAGAAGAGCACCCGCCUAG
Messenger RNA from Eremothecium gossypii ATCC 10895, 1443 nucleotides. RefSeq names its product Ssh4p (gene SSH4). The coding region runs from base 1 to 1443 and encodes 480 amino acids. NCBI's taxonomy places the organism in Eukaryota, Fungi, Ascomycota, Saccharomycetes, Saccharomycetales, Saccharomycetaceae. Gene Ontology annotation, molecular function: protein binding. The transcript has a single exon. The record is from RefSeq and is marked provisional.